AAUGAACCAAAAUAAAUUGAGCGAACAUUUACUUUCUAUUGCAAUAUAAUUUCGAUAGCCAAAAAUUUCUGCGGAGUAUUUUUUGUUCCAUCAUACUAAUUUUCCAGAACGGAUGGAAUGGACUGCAUCCUGCAAACGCCAUGUUGGGUUUUAUCUGCUAUGCUCUGCCAACAGCAUCAACGAGAAGAUGAAGAUGGUGCAAAACUGGAAAUACAUACGUUCUCUGUCUAAUCAGGUAGCUUCUUCUCAUUCUAAAAAACAAUACAACACCUCAUCUCAACAGAUACACGAACAUAAACAGGCGGAACAAGUCACUCGUCGCAAGAGGGGCAGAUUUAAUGUUAUGCUCUUCACUAAGUCCAUUAAUGCCCUCUGUAAAUCAGGCAACACAAACAAGGCCUGGGAUGAUUUACAUUCAGCCCGAACUAAAGGCUUUCGUCUCACUGUUGUAACCUUCACCGUGCUUUUGAAUGGUCUUGCGAAUGAAGGUGACCUCCGGAGAAUCAACCUUCUUCUUGAUGAAAUGAAAGAAAUGAAAAUACAUCCAAAUGUUAUCACUUAUAGCACCGUCAUAAAGGCAUUGUGUAAGCGGGAUCAAAUUGAGGAAGCGCGUGAAAUGUUGCACACAAUGAGGCAGGCUCAUUGCUUUCCUAACAUCAUUACAUAUGCCACUUUGAUAGACGGAGCCAGCAAGAUGGGCAAGAUAAAUGAAGCUCUUGUUUUAGUAGCUGAAAUGAUACAAGAUGGCCUUUCUCCUGAUAACUUUAUAUACAGUACCCUGAUAAAUUGUCUGUGCAAGGUGGGUAGGGAAGAUGAAGUUCUCAGAUUAGUAGCUAGAAUGCGAUAUGGCACAUGCUCUCCAAAUAUUGUUACAUAUAGCGCCCUGAUUGAUGGUCUCUGCAAAGUAGAAAGAUUAGCCGAAGCUCUAGGAAUAGUAGCUAAAAUGAUAAAAGAUGGCUAUUUUCCUGAUAUUUACACUUAUACUAGCCUGAUAGAUGGAUUUUGCAAGGCUGGAAAAACAGAGGAAGGCUAUAAUCUGUUUGCACAAAUGAAGAAGUUAGGCCUUUUACCCAAUGAAAUAACAUUUAGUGCAGUUAUCGGUGGACUGUGCAAAGAUGGCAAUAUGGAUAUGGCUUUGGAAUAUUUUAAGUUUUCCAACCAGUUGUGAUUGCUUUAGUUCUUUGAUAUGCAGUAUAUGUGAAUCAGUAAACGUGGAAAAGGCUUAAAGUUGUUUAAAGAGAUAAUUAAAAAAGGCUGCUUCCCACAUGUUGUGACUUACAACACUCUGAUUGUUGGUUUAUGUGAGAGUAACGGGGAAAGGGAACCAUUUACACUUAUUCCUGAGAGGGAAAAUGGGGUCUGUCUUCCCGAUGUAGUGGUAUAUACUAUUCUCAUAUGUGCAUUUUGUACAACAAGAGGCAUUAACAUGACAGGACAACUGUUAGAGAAAAUGGCAAUGAGGGAUUUGAAAUCUGAUGAAGUGACAUACAACACAGUCGUUGGUGGUCUGUGCAAAGCAGGAGAUCUUUCCAGAGCACUUUCACCGAUCAAAAAGAUGCUAAUUGAAGACUUGACUUCUGAUGCCGUCACCUGUAACUGUCUGAUGUACACCCACUCCAAAAUUGGAUGAAGAUAGAACUACUUAUGAUAACAGCAGGAAAUUGUAGGCUCAUUGCAGAUGUAAACAAGAGCAAGAGCAUGCCAGACAUAUUCAAUUUGUUUGUAAGUCACAAAUCUGGCCUUGGUAAUCUGCUCAUCCAACAAUUUCCCUAUUUCUUCUGGUUUACCUAUGCAUAGUUGUUUCUUCCAACUUGUUGUCUCUUCCACUUCAUCUCUUAAUGGUAUUGAUACAGGUCUGCAAAAUUGUUUAUUGAAGAUACGUCAACUUGUUCAUAUGUCCUCAAGUAGUUGAUGCCUAGUUUUGCAUCUCCCUUCAAGUAGUGAAAACUUAUCUUGUGCAAGUAUUCCAAUUGUUUUCUGAGAUAUAGUGGGAUAUUAAAUAGGUAUGGUAUGCUUUAUAAUUUUAUUUUGUAGUUAAAAAUGGAAUAAGAUAAACAUCCACUAGGCACACCAUGAUCUAGAUCAAUAUUUUCAGGGAACUCGAAUCAUAUUGGUGUUCGCUGUGGGAAUAGGAACUGUAGCUACUUGUUAGUUGGCUAGUGUCAACCCCAUCAGGUCUUUUUCUUUACAUCUUUAUUGGAGAAAAGUGAAUGGAAGCAUCGAGGAAUUGAUUGUGUAGAAGUCUAUGUAUGAGACUGUAGAAAUGUGGGAACUGAUCUCUGUUGGGAUCCAUGGAUAAUGGACAAGUUCUUGACUUUCCUUAUAUCAAUACUCCUAUUAGUAUAUCCCUGUAUUUCAUUCUACAGCCUUCAUCCCUGAAUGAAUUCAGUUUUAUGAGUAAGGAUUUAAGGGAAACUUUGUGGUUCUACUCAAUCUGCAUGGCAAGAUUGUUUCCUUGCAAGGACACUCCCACCCAUGGAACCCUAUAUAAAUUUGAAAUCCUCAAAUGGCUUCCCUGCACAUACUCCAUAAUAGUUCUGGGCAGGGAAAAUCUAUGUACAUUUUUGAGGCACAUGAGUAUUUUUAGGAUUGGGGAGUAUAAUUUCUUCAUAUGAUAAUGUUGUGAAUCUCUCAAGAUUGGGGAGUAUAAAUUCUUCAGAUGAUAAUGUUGUGAUUGGCUAUAUUCUAUUACAAGCUUGGGAAAGAGGUACUAGUAACAUACAUUUCUUGGAUGCGUAAUUACACUGAAGGUGUUCCUUAUAUGAAGUUGUGCAAGCUAACUUGUUAGAUCAACGGCUGAACUUCGUUGAAAAGAGAUGCAAGACGAUUAAAUUGAUUUGGGCCACCGAUUCGCUCCCUUGUGGUUCGUCCGUCAAACGCUCUAAUACAUGUAAGUGGGUCUUUAUUUUCAAAAGGAUCUUUCUAUCUCUGCUAUGACUUUCCGGCAAGCGUCACAUCUUCUCGAUGGGCAUCUCAUAGCUUCCACAAGUCACACGCAUUACUCUUCUUUUCAAUUCGGCGUGACUCCCCAUUAACAGUGGAAGGCGGGCUCUAUUAUGACAAUACAGUUCAUAUCAAAUAAAUUGCACAAGAAGGUUGUAGACAUGUCACAAACUGAAAUUGCGCUCCACUGUGCACCCACCACCGUAUUUAAACCGCAUGUAAUAAUGGCUUAAUCCUAAAUGAUAUUAAAUUUAGUAUGAGAAACAAGUAUUUGAUAUAGACGUACAUCAAGGGCCACCGAAGUUUCCCUAUAUAGUCUACUUUUCUCAUAAAUCAGAGGCGGUUAAACUUUAAUUUAACUUACAAAAAGCUUAACUCUAUAUAGUCUACAUUACUCUUAAAUGGGAGGCGAUUAUACUUUAAUUUAACUUACAAAGAUGUUUCAUUAUGCAUUUGAUCUUUUCCCCUUAAAUCAGUAUGCUAGAAUUUUAUUAAAAUAAAAAAUCUUGCUAAUAGGACAAGGUGCAUUAUUUAGCAACAAUUUUGGAAUUUAAUUUAACUUACAAAGAUGUUUCAUUAUGCAUUUGAUCUUUUCCCCUUAAAUCAGUAUGCUAGAAUUUUAUUAAAAUAAAAAAUCUUGCUAAUAGGGCAAGGCGCGUUAUUUAGCAACAAUUGUUCCAAAACAUAGAUAAGUCAAACAUUUAGUCAUAGUUUAUAAUUUUUUUAUGAUUAUUGUUUAUAUUAUUAUUCUGAAAAUAUAUUUAUUAAUAAAUCUUGAGUGAGUUGAUUAGAGUAUUUUUAUUUUAUUUUAAAAAAUUUAUUUAUAUUUUUCUUUUAUCUUGAUAUACAAUGUGAUUUAUUUAAAUGUAUCAAAAGAAGUAUAUCAAAGAGGUAUAUUGCUUCACAUUGAGAAAUUUCGAUUUGGUUCUUGUGGAGAUGAGAAUCAUCGCUCAACAAAAUUUGUGGAUCAAGUACAAUCUUCAAAAUUAUAUACUAGAUUUGGGAGGCCACAAUGUGAUGUCAGUUGAUUCCACAAUUCAAAAUCCUCUUUCUUCUCUUUGAUUCACUUCAAGUGUUUAAUGGUGUCGCCCCGUUCAUCUCUUUGCAAGUGGAUGUGCAAACCACAUCAAUGGUGUACUUGCAAUGCAUUCCCAUGGGAGUAAAUCUACAUUGUAGAUUUGAUUGAUUCAGUUCUUAUCUCCUCUAGAAAUUAUACAUUUUCUAUUCAAUUUUUGAAGCUGGCAGUUAAAUACCACAUCCAUUUGGAUUACCUAUCUGAAAUACUGUAGAAAUCAAAUGAGAGAGAAAUUGGGAGCACAUAGACAUUUGUUCUAUUCUCUUUGUUUGUCUCUUUUUAUCUAUCUCCUUCUCCCUCUCCCUCUCUCUCUAUAUCUUUCUCUAUCUUUCCCCCCUCCUCUUUAUUUCACCCUCUCUAUCUCUCUAUCUUUAUAAUUAUCUCUCCCUCUAUCUCUCUAUGUAUUUGUCUCCCUCUUCCUCUCUUGCUCUAUCUCUCUAUAUCUAUUUGCUUCUCUAUCUCUCCAUAUCCAUUCUUCCAUCUCUUUCUAUGUCUUUAUCUUGUUCUCUCCAUAUCUCUCUACCUCAAUAUAUCACUCACUAUCUCUAUAUAUUUAUUUCUUCUAUCUCUAUGUUUUCCUCUCUCCUCUCUCUCUUUAUCUCUCCCUCUCAUCUCUAUCUUAGUCUGUGUCACCAUCUCCAUCUCCAUCUCUAUCAUUCCAUUUAUCUUUGUCUCCUUACCCCUCUUGCUUUCUCUCUAUCUUGCACCCCCAAUCUCUCCCCCCUCCUAUCCCUAUCUCUCCCUCUCUCCCCAUUGCAAACAUAACAUGAGUUUGCUACUAAUGGAGCAUGAUUGUCUUCCCGAUUCAAAAGUUUUUAAUUAAUGUUUAGAUCCUUAUAAGUCGAUCCAUAACUGAUUUGAAGCUAUCAAUUCUCCAUUAACACCUUUGUUGCACAAAGAACAUACAAGCUGAUGGCCUAACAACUAAUCACAUGUAUUGUACAAAUGUAUGCAAAAAAUAGAGUAAUUUUUUUUUAUUCACCUUCUAGACCUCUCUCUACCUCUACAUAUUUCUUUUCCUCUUUCUAUCUCCUACCACCCUAUCUACCUCUAUCUUCCCUUAUCCUUGUUUAUCUCUAUACAUGUCUCCCCCUCUCCAUCUUCCUCUUCCUAUACUUAUAUAUUUAUAUUGCUUUUCCUCUUUAUCUCUCUCCAUAUGUCUUCUUCCAACACUCCCUCUCUCUCCACCUCAUUAUUUUCCAUCUCUCCACCUCUACAUCUUUCCCUCCCUAUAACUAUCUAUAUAUAUAUAUCGCUUCCUAUCUCUAUCUUUAUCUAUGUACCUCUCUCUCUCUCUCUCUCUCUCUCUCUCUCUCUCUCUCCCCCCCUCUCUCCCCCUCACCCACUCCACUCCUCUCCUCUCCAUCUCCAUAUCUAUCUUCCUCUCUAUCUCUAUCGACUUACCCCCACCUCUUGCUCUCCCCCCUCUACAUCUUCCUCUCUAUCUCUAUCUCCUUACCCCCACCUCUUGCUCUUCCCCCUCUACAUCUUCCUCUUUUUAUCCCUAUCUCUCCCUUUUUCUAUACUAGUCUCUCCUCUCUCUCCCCAUCUCUCCUUAUUGCAAAAAUAACACGAGCUUGUCGGUAAGGGAACCUAAUUAUCUUCUAUAUUCAAAGAUCGUACCAAUUGACCUCAUGUACUACACAAAUUUAUGCAAUAUAUAGACCAAAAUAUUUCAUAUUUGACCUUCCAUGAAUCUAUACCUCUUCGGUGUACCCAUUGCACACCAAGGUGCAAUUGCUAGUUAAAUAUUACAAUAUGGGAGACUCCUUUUCUAGUGAUGGCAUCAUAUUUUUUUGUAUCUUUGUUCUUAAAAUUCAAUCAUUUUCCAAUCCCUAUUAUGCUAUUUGUUUGUUCCAUUACAUCCUUAUAUGUGACCAUCUGGUUCGGUAGUGGUAUUUUGUUUCAUCUUUGUUUUGUAGAAUUGUGUCAAUGCAAUAUAAUUUUUUCGUUAAAUGAAAUUGUGUAGUGUUUUCUGUAUAUUCCGAUUGUUUAAGACAGUUCAGCUGUGUUAUUAUGCUUAGCAGUAGGUUUCUUUUUGAUCUCUUAAUGAUCUUAAUAUAUCUUUUCUAGUGUCUUACUAUUUUGGU
This is a messenger RNA of Cryptomeria japonica (Japanese cedar), 6108 nucleotides long. RefSeq names its product pentatricopeptide repeat-containing protein At1g62910. Lineage: Eukaryota; Viridiplantae; Streptophyta; Pinopsida; Cupressales; Cupressaceae. The record is from RefSeq and is a predicted model, not a curated record. Gene Ontology annotation, molecular function: protein binding. The coding region runs from base 113 to 1168 and encodes 351 amino acids. The transcript has 3 exons.